Molecule: messenger RNA, 2251 nt
Organism: Colias croceus (clouded yellow)
Lineage: Eukaryota; Metazoa; Arthropoda; Insecta; Lepidoptera; Pieridae
Product: protein amalgam-like
Exons: 11
Coding region: 451-1884 (477 amino acids)
Cellular component (GO): neuron projection
Source: RefSeq, a predicted model, not a curated record
ACUCAGAUUUUUUAGAUCUCUCUGGUUCGCGCGGUAGCGGAGACGUAUCUUCGCGCGCUUGUUUGUUGUUACGUGACGAAAACUAAAACUGUUUGACGGCGGCUGAAUUUUAGAAGUGUUGACGGAAAUAUCGAAAUUAGCGUGUGUUAAGUUUUGUGUUUAGUGAGUGAACAUUGGUUUGAACGAUUUGGAAAGUGAUUUUAAAACAAAUACGGUCCACGUUUAGAAGUCUCCGUUAAAAUAAACAAUGAUUGCCUCCUCUCUAUACAUAAAAAUAAUAAGUUACAAUAGAUUAUCAUUAUACUAGUAUUUGUUGAUAAAUAAUUAUAUUUAAUUUUAAGGAAUUAAUAAAUAGUUAAUAUUCUCAGUCUAUAGAUAGGUAUUCUGUAAUGUUGGUAGCAUUAAAAUACAAAAACGUAAAAGGCAAAAUUGCCAGAAACUUAGUAAGAGAUGAGGCGGUUCCGUAAAACAAAGUUUCACUCUCUCGACAAAAUGCUGCGGAAUUUCUACGUGGCACUUCUUCUCUGGAGAAUCGAUUGUCUCGUCGAAAGCACUAAAGUUGUAAAAAGCAACAUGAGGUACCAAACAACAUCGCCGCUAAGCCGGGUUGGCCCCACGGCCUCUCUUCGGGACGCAGAGCCGAACUUUGUGGGGCCAAUCGAAAACGUGACCGUGGCCCUUGGUAGAGAAGCUGUUCUUACUUGUUCCGUGUCUGAUAUAGGUGAUUAUAAGGUAGCAUGGAUCAGAGCUGAUGACCAAACCAUUCUGACUCUUCAUACGCGUCUGGUGACCCACAGUUCCCGAUAUGCUGUCACCAACGACUCUCCUGGCUCUUGGCAACUUCAUAUACGACCUCUGAAGGUGGAAGACAGGGGCUGCUAUAUGUGCCAGAUAAACACUAGCACUAUGAAGAAGAAAAUUGGCUGUGUAGAUGUUUUGGUUCCUCCAAACAUAGUGGACGAAGGCACAAGUGGAGACCUCGUGGCUCGAGAGGGAACAAACGUCAGUAUAACAUGCAAGGCUGAUGGCAGACCCCUGCCACGGAUACUCUGGAGGAGAGAAGAUGGCACCAACAUUCUACUGAGGAACGAAACUGGAGACUUACAUAAAGUUGAUAUGUACACGGGGCCGUCUUUGAACCUCACCAAGGUGGAGCGAAGACAGAUGGGUGCUUAUCUCUGUAUAGCUUCCAAUGACGUGCCGCCAUCUGUUAGUAAGAGAAUUAUGUUAAGCGUUAAUUUCGAGCCAUCAAUAGCAAUUUCCACAAAGGUCAUGGGAGUACCUACGGGUUCGCAAGCCAAGCUAGAAUGUAUUGUCGAAGCGUACCCACAUGCAAUAAACUAUUGGCUCAAGAGUGGAAAAGAGAUGAUUUUAUCGGGAGGUAAACAUGAAAUCAACGAAAUAAGAAUGUCGACGUAUCAAGUGAAGACAAUAUUGACAAUCGCAAACUUCUAUACAGAAGAUACGGGUACAUAUACUUGUGUUUCAACGAAUACGAUUGGAAAAGCAGAUGGGACUCUGAGACUUUAUGAAAUAAAAAUCACCACCACAACGACGACGACAACGACGACAACAACCACUACAACCACCACUACUACUCCGCCCCCGACAACAACUGAGUUGACAACUCAACCACAUUACGUGGUAGCUUUACAACCCGCUGAGCAAAAGUUUUAUACGCCAGAUGUUACUACUUAUGAUACGAUGCAAAACGUAAUAGAGCAGUCCGUCCGUGACAACAACUGGCUACCGACUGUCGAAUCGCGUGGUGCCCCCGCCGUUCAAGCCUCGCUUUCCAUCCUUAUACUACCCACUUUAAUACAUAUUUUAAAUAAUUUUAGCCCACUAGUACUUCAUAAACAUUAUAUCCAAGAUUCAAGAUGAUAAGUUUAGUCGAGUAGUUAAUUCUAUGUCAAUUUAAUGUGUACAUUGUUAAUUUGCGACAAUAGUAAAUUGUGUUUAAUUUUGUACAUUAUGUAGUUCAUUAAACUACCCUCUAUAAUGGAUACUGAAAUAAUAAAUAACCAAAUUUCUCACAACUUUUUCUUACAUUGAUUUUAAUCUAAGAAACUCAACCCCAUUUAAGCUUACUUAAUUAAUUUAACGACGUCAGCCACUCUACUGAAUAAACGAUGACUUAACUGAAAUUCGAUUGAGCUAUAUUGUGCCAAAGAAAGAACAUUUCUAACAAUGCUUAAAUUUUCGUUAAUUAUAGGAAGACCAUUUUGUUAUUUAAGGGUAAGUACACGUU